GUUGCGGUCGUCUUUGUGUGUGCGCGCGUCUGCCUGUGGUACACACGCUUACACACACACGCGCGUUUACUACUACGACUACUCUGUGUGUGUGUGGCUUGCGUGAGUGAGUGAGUAUGGGUGGUAGGUAGGUCGUCACGGCCCUUCAGUGUGUCUACAAUAGUUAUAUUUAGUGCUGUAGUGACGCGGGCUGCCGGUACAAGCUAUGAGCAGCGAUUCGGAGCAACGUGGAGCCCUCAUGGAGCCGCUCUUGUCUCGCACGAGGCACGAUGAGGAGGCGGUGGUGGAUCGCGGAAAGACCAGCACCAUUCACACGACCAACUUUGAGAAGGAAGACCUGGAUGCUCACCGGACUGUGUAUAUCGGCCUGCACGUGCCCUCGGGCAGACGCAGUCACCGGCGUCACCGACAUCGGGGCCACCGGCACCACCACCGGCGACGGGAACGCGAGCGGGAGGCGAGCCAGGAUGACGCCGAGUCAUCUGCUUAUGAUACGCCGUCGCAGCGUGUGCAGUUCAUCCUGGGGACAGAGGAUGAUGACGAGGAGCAUAUCCCUCACGACCUUUUCACCGAGAUGGACGAGAUCUGCAUGCGCGACGGAGACGAGAGCGAAUGGAGGGAGACUGCCCGGUGGUUGAAGUUUGAGGAAGACGUGGAGGAUGGUGGGGAGCGCUGGAGCAAGCCCUACGUGGCCACCCUGUCGCUGCACAGCCUCUUCGAGUUGCGCAGCUGCAUCAUGAGCGGCACGGUCAUGCUCGACAUGAAGGCCAGCACACUGGAUGAGAUAGCAGACAUGGUCCUGGACAACCAGGUGUCGUCGGGCCUGCUGGACGAGAACGUGCGCGACCGAAUGCGCGACGCGCUGCUCAGGAAGCACCGGCACCAGAAUGACAGCAAGCUCAGCAACAAGAUCCCGAUCGUGAGGUCGCUGGCCGACAUGGGCAAGAAGUACUCGGAUGUUCACGUUCAAGACAAGAAUGACGAAGCGGGCCUCUUAGCCUUUAGACACUCGUCGCUCACUGCGUCUCGCCUCUCCUUGAUCCUUGGCUCUCUGAAGCAUCACGGCUCGACACCGAGCAGCCCGAGCUCGGCGCCAGGCAGCCCGAGCCCAUCGCGUGGUGGCACGCCGCCGGCAUCGCCCGCCAGCCACAGUCCACAGUCCCCGUUACUUUCGCCCGACUGGACCGCCAAGACUCUCACUGAUAGGGGCCACAAAGAGGGCGGCUUCUUGCCCAGCCACGCUGACGUUGCCCCCCUGGUUUUCACAUUUGAUAAGAUCCCAUUGGAAGCUGACAGAGGCGAUGGUGGUGAAGGAUCCUCUGAGCAGCAUGGCCAUUUGCCACCUCCCGAUCGGUAUGGCAGUACUUGUGAGAAUUACGACAGCGGUGACUGGAAGUCUCCAUUGCCUUCUCCGGUGGACCACAUUCCAGAUGUCGUUAUCCACCCUCCAGAAGAAGAUUCUACAAAUCGGGAGAUGGGCCACCUCCUGUCUCCUCCGACCGUCCCCGGGCAAACGGACGUGGAGGGCAGACAGCAGGGUGACUGCCGCCAGGGGGUCAGCCGUGAUAACAGCAACAUGGACUUCAGCAAGGUGGACCUGAACUUCAUGCGCAAGAUCCCCCCGGGGGCGGAGGCCUCCAACGUGCUGGUGGGCGAGGUGGACUUCCUGGAGAGGCCACUCAUCGCCUUCGUGCGCCUCUCCCCGGCUGUGCUGCUGACAGGGAUAACUGAGGUUCCCAUCCCAACCCGGUUUCUGUUCUUUCUGCUGGGGCCACCAGGCAAGGCCCAGCAGUACCACGAGAUCGGCCGGUCCAUUGCAACUCUAAUGGCCGAUGAGAUUUUCCACGACGUCGCCUACAAAGCGAAGGACCGCAAUGACCUCCUGGCAGGGAUCGACGAGUUCCUGGACCAGGUGACGGUGCUUCCUCCCGGCGAGUGGGAUCCCUCCAUCCGCAUUGAGCCCCCCAAGAGCGUUCCCUCCCAGGAGAAGCGGAAAAUGCCGAAUGUGCCAAACGGCGGAGCGCCUGGGGCCGAGCCAGAGCAUGAGGGUCAUGGCAUGGGACCAGAGCUGCAGCGAACUGGCAGGUUGUUUGGAGGACUCGUCGCUGACAUCAAGCGGAAGCUGCCCUGGUACUGGAGCGAUUACCGCGAUGCCCUCAGCCUGCAGUGUGUGGCCUCCUUCCUCUUCCUGUACUGCGCCUGCAUGUCUCCCGUCAUCACCUUCGGCGGACUCCUUGGGGAGGCCACCGAGAAUAGAAUAAGUGCAAUCGAGUCGCUAUUUGGUGCCUCAAUGACGGGUAUUGCGUUCUCGCUGUUCGCGGGGCAGCCUCUGACCAUCCUGGGCAGCACGGGACCCGUACUCGUUUUUGAGAAGAUUCUCUACAAGUUCUGCAAGGACUACGGGCUGUCGUACCUGUCGCUGCGUGCGUCCAUAGGCCUGUGGACGGCGUUCCUCUGCUUGUUGCUGGUGGCCACGGACGCCAGCUCGCUCGUGUGCUACAUCACUCGUUUCACCGAGGAGGCCUUUGCCUCACUCAUCUGCAUCAUCUUUAUCUACGAAGCGCUGGAGAAGCUCGUGCACCUGGGGGAGACGUACGAGGUCAACUCUCACGCAGACCUGGAGCAGCUCACGCACUACUCGUGUUCUUGCGUGGAGCCUCAAGAUCCCAGCAAUAAGACGCUGCUGUUGUGGCAGAAUCUGAAUGUUACGCCUGACUCAAUACCCUGGGCAAACUUGACUGUCAGCACUUGUCAGCAGCUGCACGGGGACUUUCUGGGCUCGGCGUGCGGACACCACGGGCCCUUCGUCCCUGACGUGCUCUUCUGGUCCGUCAUCCUCUUCUUCUGCACCGUUUUCCUCUCCGCCUUCUUCAAGCAGUUCAAGACCAUGCGCUACUUCCCUACCAAGGUCCGAUCAUCGGUCAGUGACUUUGCCGUGUUUCUCACCAUCCUGUCCAUGGUGCUGGUUGACUACGCUCUGGGGAUCCCUUCCCCAAAACUCCAGGUCCCCAGUGAAUUUAAGCCAACACGCGAUGACCGCGGCUGGUUCGUGAACCCCAUUGGAACCAACCCCUGGUGGACCUUCCCGGCAGCGCUGGUGCCUGCCCUGCUCUGCACCAUCCUCAUCUUCAUGGAUCAGCAGAUUACGGCCGUCAUCAUCAACCGCAAGGAGCACAAGCUCAAGAAGGGCUGCGGCUACCACCUGGACCUGUUGUGCGUGGCGCUGAUGCUGGGCGUGUGCUCCAUCAUGGGGCUGCCGUGGUUCGUGGCGGCCACGGUGCUUUCCAUCUCGCACGUCAACAGCCUCAAGCUCGAGUCGGAGUGCUCCGCGCCCGGCGAGCAGCCCAAGUUCCUGGGCAUCCGCGAGCAGCGCUUCACGGGGCUCAUGAUCUUCCUGCUCAUGGGCUGCUCUGUCUUCAUGACUACAGUGCUCAAGUUCAUCCCCAUGCCUGUGCUCUACGGUGUGUUCCUGUACAUGGGCGCCUCCUCCCUGCGUGGGAUCCAGCUGUUUGACCGGCUGAAGCUGCUCGGAAUGCCGGCCAAACACCAGCCCGACUUCAUCUACCUGCGCCACGUGCCGCUGCGCAAGGUGCACCUGUUCACCGUCAUCCAGGUCUCCUGCCUCGUGCUGCUCUGGGUCAUCAAGGCAUCGCCUGCCGCCAUCGUCUUCCCCAUCAUGGUGCUUGCACUGGUGUUCAUCCGGAAACUGAUGGACCUGUGCUUCACCAACCACGAGCUGAGCUGGCUGGACGACCUCAUGCCCGAGAGUAAGAAGAAGACCCUUGAAGAUGACGACGAUGACAAGGACGAGGACCCCGACGGAAUCAUUGAAGUGUCUGACGUGGGCACCGUCCAGCUGCCCCUGAAAGGGGGGGACGUUCUCAACAUCCCCAUCAAAAGCAUCAAGUACAGUCACGAGGACCCAUCCAUCAUCAACAUCUCACAGGAAAUGGACAAGACGUCCAUGUGGAGGGCGGUGACUGGGAGCACUGAGAAGGCGGAGAGCUCUGCAACCAAGAGCCCAUCUACCCCAUGCCCCAUUUAGAAUUGCGGCCUGCAUAGCCAAGAGCGUAUUAGACUGGAUGGCCACAAGGACAAGAGGUUCAGCGUUCAAACCGAGACAUCGGUGUGAAUCGGUGACCAGCUCGGCACGUGGAUCCGGGACACGAGACUUGAGUCUCGAAAGCGAUGCCUGGAAGGGUCCACAUCAUCAUCCCAUUCAGCCAAACUGUUGGAUUCUCUCUUAUCUGACACUUUUUACACAUUGCGGUUCAGCAGCCAUUUUUUUACCAGGUGAGAAUCUAUUGAGACGUUGAGUUAUAAUUCACCUGUUCCUCGGAAGGUAGUAUUCACUGUUAUUCAGUGUCAAAAAAUUGUUUAAUCUCCCAACAAAUGGUGGCGAUAUAGCCAUUUUUCUGCCACAUUUUGGCAUGUACUGCUGUUUCCUGUCAACGUGAGAAUUAUACUUGACAAUUUUUUGUUCAUGGUGGCAUGACAAUUUUAUCACGCUAAAAUGUAAUAAUUCACUUGCACCAAUUUAAAUAUACAUUGCCUCACACAAAGUGAGGUAUACACUCUUGUCCACUGCAAGUUUUAAAAAUGACAGUUUUGUCAAGCCAGAAAAGUUAAUGUUUUUAGUCCUUUGUAAAAAAAAAAAGUCACCGAAAUACAUUUAAAAUACUUUAUUUUCACCAGCAAAGCUUGAAGCUACUGCACCAUUAUCUUUUCGACGUAGUUCAGUAAUAAUAUCUAUCUUGUUCAAAUAAAGAUGAGAAGAACAGAUUUUGUUCGUGCGGUUGGGCUGUCAUAAAACGAGGUCACUUUUUGAGCUUGAAAUUGGGUGAAAGACUGGGUGUUGGGAACGUUUGUAGAUGAUUAUGAUGUUGAUAAUAUUCUUUUUUUUUCACCAUGCAGAAGCUCACAUUGCUCAGCCGGUUUAAUAUUUUUGCAAUUUAACAAUGUUUAUCUUACAAGUUGGUUAAAUUGGCAUCUGCAAGUGGAAAUGCUGUGUUAGUACAUCUGACUUAUUCUAUGAAAUAAUCAAUAAAAAGGCGCCAUUUUCCCUAAUCGUCACCGAUUUUAAAUAUUUUCAUUUCAGGGCAUAGUUAAAUGUGAGUUUUUUUAUUUGUGUUUUUGCACCACUGCCAAUGCAGUACCAAUAUAAAGUAUGGUUCAUUCAACUAGGGUUGCUCAUUUGGAAAUACACGGAGUCCUGCCUGAUUAUGUCUGUAUUACACCCAAAUGUGCAAAAGAGCAUACUUCAGACUGGUGAUUGAGACAUCACAUGCUCUUGGUUUGCCUGUUGUUAUUUAUGGGGAUGUUCCACAGUGUCCCAUACCUGAUUGACUGCCAUUGCAUCACAAGCCUUCCUGGUUGAACAGUGCAGUGGUCUGGAACCCAUUAUCAUGAAAUGUAGGUUUUAAGGCCACAAAAGAGUGUGUGUUCUGUUAGUUUACGCUUACAGUGUUAGUGUUUUAGACGUGAUCGUAUGGUUUUUAAAUUUCCGAGUGUGAUAAAGCAGAGCCCAUUUGUUACGUUCAUACAAUUACACGAGGUCAAACAAUAUAUGUUGAUGUACAGUGCAUGGAGAAAAUGUCUUAAAGCAUAAGAGAAAGCAUUCGCUUAGAACACCUGAGACUGAUUACUUGAUAGGCAGUGGCACAGAGUAAACUGAUAUUUGUAAAAUACACUGAAGCCUCAUCUUGAUGUGGUAGCUGAAAAAUCCUGUUGUCGGCAGGUGCAAUGUAAGAUUGUGAAAGUACCAAUUUCCUUUGACAAACGUAAGAUUUUUGUGGUUUAAAAUUUCUGCGGGAAUCAAUUGCGUUGUUUCAUUUCACCAGUUGAGUGCAUGAUGUGAACACAAGACUUUGAAAACCAUUCAUUCUGAAGGUGUAAUAUUUUUGUUUAAAAUUAGACUGAUACCAGCAAUCAUUGGCGUCCUCUUGAUAAAUUAUGUCACAGGGUAUUUUAAUAUUCCAUUUGCAAUCGACAGUAAGUCUUGACAAUGCCUUUCCAUGUUAGGAGGUGGAAAUGGAACUUACCCUCGGAGCCAUUGCAAAAAAAGACUGGCAUGUAUACACACCACAAGGCCUCCUCGCUACCAAAGCUGUCAGUGUGUUCCACCUCAUUUUAAAAGUUUUUCCCACAAUCCUAUUUCUCAAGGUUAUUGGUGCUCUUGCAUAUUUCCAUUGUUACUAGCUUAUAUCCGAAGUUUUUGAAGGUCACGAAUUGCAAUCACUUGUCUGCUUGUAACGAAAUUAUUACAGCGUGAAUCAAUAGACUGUUUAAUCUCGCAUUACAAAUUAUUUACUGAGAAUGUAUGACGCUGUUGUAUACAUGUGAUUCACAAAAAAACUAGUAUUUUCCUACCUAUUUAAGUGUAAGUGUCUUGUAGUCAAGGCCCUGCAGUGAACGGCACAACUCUUUCUCAAGUGUGUUUGAUGGUACUCCAAAAGCUGAGGUGAACAUUGAACGAAGAAAUGUUGUUUUUAACUUUGAAUUUAAUUAUGGUUUAUUUAUUCAACGUUUUAUUUUGCUGGAUAAAUUUUGUUUGCACAGCAUUAUUGUAAGCUGUUAUAUGAUUCAAAAUGAGAGCAGUGUUCUGUUAGCGUGGACAUGUUGGCUAGUUUGGUUACCUGCAGUAAUAAUCAGAAGCCAAGUGCUUGGACAUCGCUAUUGGCUUAUGCUUUCUCCUGUAAGUAAAAACCCAUGUGCCUAGCAGAGGAGGAAAAUCUGCAUUUUCUUUUUCCACUUUGAAGGUCUUUGGCCAACUGCAUAAAAUUACCCUUUGAUUCACACUGAUAUCCAUUGAAAACUAUGGGGAAAUGUCGCUUUAAAAUAGAUAUUAUGCAACUUACCAAAAGUACUGUAUUGGUCAAUGUAAUAAUUUUACCAAGACAGGAAAGAAAGAUCGAGUCCCAAAUAUAUAUUUCCAAAUUUAGUGUUGGGAACCAAUGAUGUUAAGUGAUGAAGGGCAAGGUUUUUCCUCUAAUCCAUUUGCUUAUUCAGACUAAAUCCGCCUCACGGCUGCCAUAUACACUGCCGUACAACAGCAAUAUAUACAAUCGGCAGACAUUGUUUGGCAGUGGCACCUUUUUUGGGCAUUGUUAGCAAUGCCGAGGUGUCUUUGGCCUGUGCUUGCACACCAUUACCAGCUCAAUCCAUUAAUUUAGUGCUUCGUCAAUCUUAGAAAGCCAGCUCUAUUAUAUGUGCACAUGUUUAUCCAUACGUUACAGCCGUAACAUAAACGAUCAGUUAAUACAAUUGGAGAAAAUGCUGCAUUUGUAUGGCAGCAACGAGAAUGGCAAAUGGGUAAGUUUGUUAUUACGAGUAGCUCAUCUUUUAGGUUUUUAAUAAGUUUCACGCAGUAGUGGACGGUGUUGUGUUUUUUCUUUGCACAUGCGGUACGUGCGGUGUAAGCCUGACAUAUCAGCCUGGUUUCAUUGCAUGGCUCCGUGUCUGCUUGUGAUGUGCAAUUAUCUGUCCCUCCCGUUGCAUUUUGCUCGUGUGGCCGACUUGUUAUACUGCAGGUGGAAGCCUGUUGUCGUGGCGUCUGGUCGUUGGUGAUUGCCCAAAUGAGUGCUCCAGUUGCUAAUGUGGUUAUAUUGUAACUCCUGCAGAGUCCAUUUAUAGGAGUUGGGUGAUGGAAUUAGAAUUGUUAUAGCUGAAUGUUUGAUAUUUUUAUAACGUCGUUACGCUGAAAGUUAAAAGUAAAUAUGCGACAAUUAAUUAUAGAAACGAUAAACUGUUGUAAUUGACAUUCAUUUUGUGAAAAGUAUUACUGUAUCUGAAGUGAAGCAAGUGCGUAAUCAGCAAUGCGUGUUAACGUGUGUGAAUCUCAUCGCCACAGAAAAUAGACAUCUCGGCAUUAUUGUGGUAAUCUGUAAAAAAAAAAAAUAGGGCUUCAGUGCUUGAGCCUGGCAAGUCCUCUCAACCCAUUGCUGCCCACCGAGGACUGGUGCCACAGUCAAGUGAAGGGGGCAUCCACCUUGUUGUGUUUCUGUGACGAGAACUCUGCUGCCUUCAAUACCGAUGUAGUUUCAGCCGUGUUUACGUUUUGUAAUACCAGCCCUAGGAAAUCUGUUCCACUUAUAAGCAAUAAACCGUUCGGGGGAAUCG
This is a messenger RNA of Lethenteron reissneri (Far Eastern brook lamprey), 8118 nucleotides long. RefSeq names its product sodium-driven chloride bicarbonate exchanger-like. Gene Ontology annotation, molecular function: sodium:bicarbonate symporter activity; solute:inorganic anion antiporter activity; monoatomic anion transmembrane transporter activity. Gene Ontology annotation, cellular component: basolateral plasma membrane; plasma membrane. The record is from RefSeq and is a predicted model, not a curated record. NCBI's taxonomy places the organism in Eukaryota, Metazoa, Chordata, Hyperoartia, Petromyzontiformes, Petromyzontidae. Gene Ontology annotation, biological process: regulation of intracellular pH; transmembrane transport; bicarbonate transport.